CGUUCUCCCGACAUUUACGUUUCAGCUACGAACACGACGUUUUGGAUAUUCACCUUCGAGUGUUAUUUACGUUCGUUUUGACUACGAAUUCUUCCUUUAUUCUUUGCAUUGCAAAUAUCACGUAUAAGUUGUCGAAAAACAAUUAUUUUAUAAAAAGCAAUUGUACUGAUCGGUACCUUAGCUUUACCGUUGGUAUAUACAUCACUUCACUACCGUCAGUUUCAUUCCAAUCGAUCUAUAAUCCUUGAACUCGAUAUUCCUAAAGAAACACAUAUUUUCCAAAGAAAUUUUUCGAAAAUCUAAUUCAUAACUCUUACGGUCAGUGUUUAAAUUUAAUAUCAUACAAAAUGGCUUUGAAAAUUCGCGUCGAUUCGCCGAAGGUGAAGUACACAGAAGAUUAUAUGGAGGCACAGUACGAGUAUCAAACAACGAAUGUUAAGGAAGACGACGAUAUGAAAUAUACGGUGACACCUGUGUCAACAAAGUUGCUGAUUAGAACACAACUGAAAGUUCCAAAACUUGGAUUAAUGUUAGUAGGAUGGGGUGGAAAUAAUGGUACAACUAUUACUGCAGCAUUGUUAGCAAAUAAACUUAACUUGACAUGGGAAACAAAGAAUGGCAUUCAAAAAGCAAAUUGGUACGGAUCGUUAGUUCAAGCAUCUACUGUCAGAUUGGGAAAAAGAAACAAAGAAGAUGUCUUUGUUCCAAUGUCUUGGAUGCUUCCAAUGGUUAACCCAGAUGAUAUUGAACUUGAUGGCUGGGAUAUUUCAAGCAUGAAUUUAGCUGAUGCUAUGCAACGUGCAAAGGUCUUGGACAUUAACUUACAAAAGCAAUUAAUACCACACAUGAUGCAUAUGAAACCAAGAAAAAGUACAUAUUAUCCUGAUUUUAUUGCCUCUAAUCAGGAGAAAAGAGCAAAUAAUUUAAUUUCUGGUACAAAAUUUGAACACUUAGAACAGAUUAGAAAAGACAUUGCAGACUUUAAAGCAGCUAAGAAAUUAGAUCAAGUAAUUAUACUGUGGACUGCUAAUACUGAACGAUUUUCGGAGAUCAUUCCAGGUAUAAAUGAUACAGCAGAAAAUUUAUUAAAAGCUAUAAAAGAAAACCACCCAGAAAUUAGUCCCAGUACUGUUUUUGCUGUUGCAGCAGCUUUGGAAGGAUGUACAUAUAUCAAUGGCUCUCCUCAGAACACUUUUGUGCCAGGAGCCUUGGAAUUAGCAGAAAAACAUAAAACAUUUAUUAGUGGUGAUGACUUUAAAUCUGGCCAGACAAAACUGAAAUCUGUGCUUGUAGAUUUUCUAGUGUCUGCUGGUAUUAAACCAGUGUCAAUCGUUAGUUACAACCACCUUGGAAAUAAUGAUGGAUAUAAUUUAUCUGCCCCUCAACAAUUUCGAUCAAAAGAGAUUUCAAAAAGUAAUGUUGUAGAUGACAUGGUACAAUCAAAUAGAAUUCUCUACAAACCUGGAGAGAAGCCAGAUCAUUGUGUUGUUAUUAAAUAUGUUCCAUAUGUUGGUGAUAGUAAACGGGCAAUGGAUGAGUACACAUCAGAAAUCUUACUUGGAGGACAGAACACAAUUGUAAUACACAACACGUGUGAGGACUCUUUGUUAGCUAGUCCAAUCAUUUUAGACUUGGUUCUUUUGGCGGAACUUUGCUCACGCAUGACCUUUAAAGAAGCGGAUACGGAGGACGAAUUUGUUGGAUUUCACAGUGUACUUUCUAUACUAUCAUAUCUAUGCAAAGCACCAUUAGUACCCCCAGGAACACCAGUAGUAAAUGCAUUAUUUAGACAACGAGCUGCGAUUGAAAAUAUGUUAAGAGCAUGCCUUGCGUUGCCUCCGGAAAAUAACAUGUUGCUCGAGCACAAAGUGAAUUUUGGAAAGUAAGUGGAAGUUGAACAAAAAAAAUUACAUUUUUAAGAGUAAGGGUAUUACUGCUUGCAAACAAAAAAAGGAACAAACAGUAUUAUCAUGGAACAUUUAAAAAAAAAAUACAGUGAAAAUUUAGUAUUUCAGAAUGUUCACUACUCUUGCAAAAUGAAAUUUGUGUUUGAGAAACAUAUUUUCAAGAUGUGAAAACUAUAGAUAUCAUUAAUUUACAGCGAUUACUGUUGAUUAAUGACAAAUAUUAUGAAACUCUUUUCAUUUCAAUUUACAAAUCAUAUAGAUUCGUUUUGUAAAUUACCAAAUUUAAUAUGUGAUAAUGUUGAGUAUAUUAUUAGGUUUCAUAAUCUUUUGUAAUAUACAAUUGUGAUAUAUAUUUUAAAAAGUAACAAUCUAAAUCUAUAUUUUUACCGAUGUUGCUAUUUCUUUUAUUAAUAAAAAAUCACUAUAUUAGAAAUGAAGAUGGAGGACCAAUUUUAUAUAAGAAAUAACGUAGUUUCAGUUAAAUAAUUCAUGCAGUUCGACUGUACCGUUCCUUGUCUUUUUAAGUUUAGAAUAAUAUUCGACCUCGCUGCAUAAAAGUUUGUGAUCAUUGAAAUAUUGUGAAACAAUUCCAAUACUUCUAUUUUAAAAUACCCUUAUUGUUUAAAUACAUGUUAUGUGUUUAUAAAUAAAAUAUCUUAAAUAAAUGCUAAAGAAAA
Molecule: messenger RNA, 2584 nt
Organism: Osmia lignaria (orchard mason bee)
Lineage: Eukaryota; Metazoa; Arthropoda; Insecta; Hymenoptera; Megachilidae
Gene: Inos
Product: Inositol-3-phosphate synthase
Biological process (GO): phospholipid biosynthetic process; inositol biosynthetic process
Molecular function (GO): inositol-3-phosphate synthase activity
Source: RefSeq, a predicted model, not a curated record